Molecule: messenger RNA, 1290 nt
Organism: Drosophila mojavensis
Lineage: Eukaryota; Metazoa; Arthropoda; Insecta; Diptera; Drosophilidae
Gene: Mocs2B
Product: molybdopterin synthase catalytic subunit
Exons: 5
Coding region: 1-1101 (366 amino acids)
Biological process (GO): Mo-molybdopterin cofactor biosynthetic process
Cellular component (GO): cytosol
Molecular function (GO): molybdopterin synthase activity
Source: RefSeq, a predicted model, not a curated record
AUGGACCACAUUAAGCUAAUCAGAAACAAAAUUGACAUAAAUCAUAUACAUCAACUUAUAAUUGAUCAAAGCUGUGGAGCUUGUUCAGUUUUUGUAGGAACAACACGUGACCAUUUUGAAGGGAAAAAGGUGAUAUCAUUGGAAUAUGAAGCCUAUGAGAGCAUGGCUUUAAAAGAAAUGGGAAAGAUCUGCUCUGAGCUAAGAAUCCGGUGGCCAACUCUAAAGCAUAUUGCGAUAUAUCAUCGACUCGGAAGCGUUCCUGUAGCUGAAGAAAGUGUAGUGAUUGCCGUUUCUGCGCCUCAUCGCCCAGCGGCAUUGGAAUCGGUUAGCUUUGCUGUAGACAAGCUGAAAUCGAGUGUGCCUAUAUGGAAAAAGGAAAUAUAUGAAAAUGAUCAAAUCGGAGAAUGGAAAGCAAAUAUGGAGUGCCCUUGGCCCCAAUUUACUGAAACAUCUUCAAACGCCUUUGAAUAUUCUUUAUGCAAAAUUGAACGCCAGGUAGAAAAUAUUUCUGAAAGUAAACUUGUGCAAAUCAGGGUAAGUGACAUUGAGUUGACCAGACGGAUAAAAUGUUUUUUGAAAAGGAAACGGGAUGAAAUUAAUCUGCACAAUAUAAUAGACUUCAAGCAACAAUUGAGAGAUAGUCCACGCGCAGAAUCGAUGCUACCAAAAGAUUCAUGUGCGCGUACUCAAAGUAUCCUUGUAAAGCAACAACAAUCAAUCAGUCAUAUAAAGGUGCACCGCGCUUUUGAAGAUAGGAGACAAACACGGCCUGACUAUUCCUCUCAAUUAAAUAAGCUAAUGGCUACAAAACAUAAACACUGUGAAUUGGUUAAAAGCAAUGUACUAAAAAAUGCGCGCCUUCAAAAUAUAGAAGAAUAUAUGCGUAUUACUCCGGACGACGAAGACAAUAUUUAUAAUCGCAUUAAAAAUAUAGAAAACAGAAUUUUAAUACUAGAAUCUACUUCUCCAGAAUAUAAAUAUUAUAUAAAACUUGGAAAGGAGUCAAACAAUAUAAACAAAAAAGAAUCGAAAAAAGGAUUGUAUCAGUCUGAUAGGUUAAGUGAAUUUAUUUCGGGUAUUAAAAGACAAUACGAACUGUAACUAGAAAAGAAAAAGUCGUAAUAAUAUCUUCUAAAUACAACAAGAAAGAAGUCUCCAGUUGAGAGCCUUCGUUUGUAGAUGGACAAUCCUAAUGAAACGUAUUUUAAGUACUAGAGGCUUGAGCUUUAGAAUGCACACGUUCUGAUCAUGUUCUGAAAGUUUAAUAAAGAUAAUCUUAUUCAAGAGCAA